This is a messenger RNA of Gastrolobium bilobum, 846 nucleotides long. RefSeq names its product ribonuclease 3-like protein 2. Gene Ontology annotation, cellular component: nucleus; cytoplasm. Lineage: Eukaryota; Viridiplantae; Streptophyta; Magnoliopsida; Fabales; Fabaceae. The record is from RefSeq and is a predicted model, not a curated record. Gene Ontology annotation, molecular function: ribonuclease III activity; RNA binding. The coding region runs from base 1 to 846 and encodes 281 amino acids. Gene Ontology annotation, biological process: siRNA processing. The transcript is spliced from 2 exons.
AUGGAAAAGUUGGUGCAUGAGGUGGAGAACAUAAUCGGACAUAGGUUCAAGAACAAGAAGCUUAUAGAACAAGCCCUGACCCACUCCUCGUUCCCGAAUGCUGUCUGCUAUGAGCGCCUUGAGUUCAUAGGUGAUAGUGCUUUGGGCUUUUCUAUGGGCAAUCACUUGUUUCUCACUUAUCCCAACAUUGAACCUGGCCAACUCUCUCUUCUCCGUGCUGCUAACGUCAGCACGGAGAAGCUAGCUCGUUUGGCCAUUCGCCAUGGCUUCCACCGCUGCAUCCGUCAUAAAGCCCCUUAUCUUUUUGACAAGGUAGAUGAGUUUGUGGAAGUUGUAGGUGAAAAGGAUGACUCUAUUUCCUAUGGUGGUUCGGUUAAAGCUCCCAAGAUUCUUGCCGACAUUGUUGAAUCUAUAGUGGGUGCUGUUUUAAUCGAUGUUAAAUUUAAAUAUAAAAAAUUUUGGAAGAUAAUUAAACGUCUUAUGGAGCCCAUAGCGACGCUAGAUGAUCUGGAGCAACAACCUCAACCAGUGACAAUGCUCUUCGACUUGUGCCAAAAGAAAGGGAAACUGAUAGACAUCAAGCACCGAAGGAAGGGUGAAAAAAGCAUUGCUAGAGUCUUCGUUGAUGGAGAAUUUGUUGCAUCCGCUUCCUCUGAGCAGAGGGACAUUGCAAGGCUUGACGCUGCCAAGAUUGCCUUGCAUAAACUAGCAAAUAUAAUGCCUAUUGGAACUAAGAUUCUCGAUUUUUUUGCUUGCAUUGAUAGUACCUUUGAGAUUAAACAAGCCAAACAAAAGUUACACGAGCUUUGUGCAAUAAAAAGAUGGCCUAACCCAGUAUACAGGUAA